This is a messenger RNA of Ixodes scapularis (black-legged tick), 678 nucleotides long. RefSeq lists its product as uncharacterized. Gene Ontology annotation, molecular function: amine binding. The record is from RefSeq and is a predicted model, not a curated record. Gene Ontology annotation, biological process: symbiont-mediated perturbation of host defenses. Lineage: Eukaryota; Metazoa; Arthropoda; Arachnida; Ixodida; Ixodidae. The transcript is spliced from 5 exons. Bases 1 to 678 code for a protein of 225 amino acids.
AUGAAGCUUGCUUUAAGCUUGGCCUUUUUUGUGUGUGGAGUUCUUGUGAGAACCUACGGCAAAACAACUACUACUAGGCCUCGAUUGGGAAGCUAUGGCAAAACAAGUACUACUGCGCCUCGAGGGAGAUUUCAUGACAGUAUGACCACGGCUUUCCCCAAAGAUCCGUCAAAAAAUGACGCAAUGAAAGUGGUCGAAAUGAACGCUACGCAAUGGGUCAAGUGGCGCACGUAUAAUCUGACAGAUCCUUUCUUAGGCAACCCUCUACAGUGUGAAAACUUCAAGGUUAUGAAAGAGAUAAUACCGUGGAACUACACAUUACAGUACAGCUACAGAAGUGGGAAUAGUUGGCUCGCACGCAAUGAAACCAUGGUUUUGGAGUAUCUCGGCAUACUACCCCUUGCCCCAAAUGACAUGUUCUUUGCAAGGACUCCGCUUGACCCAGCAACUGACAAUUAUGUGAUGUAUUCCAACUAUGUGAACUGCACCGUUCUUCGAAUAUCAGUUCCAAGUCAAGGAGAAAAUCACUGUGACCUCUGGAUGGCGAAUACGACUGCUUCCGAAGAACCGCCCCUGCUCUGCCUGGAAAACUUUGAACGAUAUUGCAACACGGAGCAUAUCUUCAACGUUUACCUUCCCAAUUGUACAACCGGGAAUACACCCGUCUUCUUCGAGUAG